GUAGAAACCAGCAUAAUCGCUGCAAAACACAUUUUACAGUACAGAGCAAAAUAUGGUCCGGGGGGACUGGGGGGGCCAAAUCGACUUUUCAACGCUAUACUAUAGAGAAAAUAGUGCUCUACCACCCUGUGGUGUCGGUGGUCAGUUUGGUCAACCGUAGGCCGUACAGUGUCCAAAAUUGCGCAAUCACCCUGUUUUUCUUUGUGCAGCGCAACAACAGCAGUGUGAAUAUAAACUUGCUGUAAAUUUUUGCGGACGGCAGGGCUCGUUUGUUUGCAUGCGCAAUGGUUUGUUUUAUUUGUUUAUACUAUUUAUACAAGUUCUAACACUUUUAGUUACUAGUUUUUACUUGAUUAUUGGUGGCAAAUGGCCAAAUUCACAGCGCGUCAGCUGCUGCAAAACAUUUUCGAGGAGAAUGAACGAGAGGAGCUUUUGCCCUAUACUGAGAGCAGCACGAAUCUGGAUGUGUCUGAUAUCUGCGACACGGAUGGCAUGUCAAACCUGUUUGACGGGGACCUGAGUAGCAGUCUGGAGCUGGAUGAAGGCGACUCUGCGGAGGAAACCCCAGCCAUGACACAGGGACCUCCGGCUGCUGUGCAGCCUCCCUCCAUUUCACAGGCCUCAGAUGACGUUCCGGCCGCCCAAAUGAUUGUAUCACCUCUCAAAAUAUUGCCCACACAAGGAAUCUCUAGCGACAGAAGGGACUACUUGAAAAAGCAAAUUUCACCGCACGUGCUGCUGGAUCACCGAAGCGAAUUUUUGAAGCGUUUAGGAUAAUUUUUUUUAAAUUCUCCAAUUUUUUGGAAUUUUUUUUUCAAUUUUCUUCAUUACUUUUCGAAUUUUUUCUUGUGCAAACUCUUUUUGGUUAGUGGUCCCCUAGCAAGAAUGGACAAAUUAUGCUCGCUGACAAUAAAACUGAGCUUAAUUCCCUUUA
This is a messenger RNA of Paramacrobiotus metropolitanus, 934 nucleotides long. RefSeq lists its product as uncharacterized. Bases 367 to 777 code for a protein of 136 amino acids. Lineage: Eukaryota; Metazoa; Tardigrada; Eutardigrada; Parachela; Macrobiotidae. The record is from RefSeq and is a predicted model, not a curated record. The transcript is spliced from 2 exons.